Messenger RNA from Girardinichthys multiradiatus, 1799 nucleotides. Its product is annotated as transmembrane protein 79-like. Lineage: Eukaryota; Metazoa; Chordata; Actinopteri; Cyprinodontiformes; Goodeidae. The record is from RefSeq and is a predicted model, not a curated record. Gene Ontology annotation, cellular component: trans-Golgi network membrane; lysosomal membrane. Bases 1 to 1518 code for a protein of 505 amino acids. Gene Ontology annotation, biological process: regulated exocytosis. The transcript has 6 exons.
AUGGGUGGUGGACCUCAGUAUUUUCUAAAGUCUGGCUACAGCCCUGGAAGCACCUACACAAAAGGAGUCACCUGUACCGACCCCACCUGGGCUGAGUUUCCGCAGAUUGUCGAAACAACAGAAGAGGCCGAGCCCAGAACCAGAGACAUCGAGCCUGGGCCUGGACCAGUACCUGUACAGGACUACGGUCACAACCAAAACCUUUUAGAACCAGCAGCAAGAUCAGAUCUAGCUCUAUCUCCGUCUGCAGGUCCAAUAUCGAUCCGUGUAGAGGUUUUGUCCGUAAGAUUGACGGAUAUGGACAUGUCUUGGAGAGACGAUUCUACCAUAGAUGUUCAGCUCCUGAAAGGAAGUCCGAUGGAAGUAAGCAGGGGAACGGACAUAAAACAACUUGAAGAAGGAGCAGAGCUGAAAAAGUCUGCCAUGAUGGAGCCAUGUACCCUGCAGUGGCCUGAGGACAGAAAGACAGGGGGACUGACAGAUGGACACGCAAGUAGACAGAUCAGUAAAGAAGAACGGGUAAGUGUCAGGUCAGAUUUGUCUCUCUGUGAGGCGUCCAGCUGGACAAAAAGGAAGCAAGAGCUGAAGGCAGAACAGGACAGGAGAAUAGGAGGGGCAGAAGAAGGGGCGGGGCUUACAGGUGAAGAGAUGAAACACCUGAAAAUGGAGGCGGAGGAGGAAGCUGGGGAGAACCACCUUCCAGAGAAAGCAGCUCAGGUGUUCAGUCCUGCUGUGACUGUCCUUCCCUCCCUCCACUCACCCAGAAACACUGAGGCAUUCUGGGAAAUGGACUCGAGAAGGAGUCCCUUCUUGGGUCCUCAAGAAGUGAACUACAACCAACAUGGCUACCAGUGUGAGUUUACUGAGGAAAAGCCCCCUUCCACUUGUAAUCGGGGAUGUUCUGACAGAGAUGCACUGAAGUUGGGCGUGUCCUUGAUGACAUCAGCGCUCCUCUUUCCUUUCUUGGUGUGGGGGGGUUAUAUCUUCCUGCCAUUUGAUGCCCCCCUCUUGGAAGGCGCCCCCCUGAGGCUAGUCUACACUAUGCGCUGCUCAGUGUUUGCUGCUGCACCUAUCCUCCUCGGUUGGUUGGUUCUAGGGGUCAGCCGACUACGCUCAGGUGCAACUCAGCCAGUCAUUGUGGAUGAAUUUAGGGAAGUGGAGCCUCAGGAAGUCACUGUCCACCGACGCUUCAUCUCUGACUCUGCCUCCCUUUUCCUGAUUUACUUCCUGCAGCUGGUUGUCUUGGCGAUGUAUCUGAGCCAAGAGCAGCUGAAGCUCAUUCCUCUGCUAACCAUCAUCUUCGCCUUUGGUCGGUUGGCGUACUGGGUGGCGGCUGCAUUCGGCAGCAGCAUUCGUGGUUUUGGUUUCGGCCUGUCCUUCCUGCCAAGCGUCACCAUGAUGGUGGCGAACCUCUACUUCAUCUUCACAGUGGAGGCCGCAGGGUCCAUCUUCAGUGUUCCACCUCCACCUGAUGAAGAUUUGGCUCCGCCCACUGGCAGACAGAGGUUCUGGGGUUAAAACCUGAUCAGGAACCAAUGACUGUUCAUAAUAACUGAAAUGGAUCAGUUUUUAUGAUGUUGAUAUAAAAAUUAACAUCUGUAGUUUGAGGAGAAAUAGGAAGCUCCACCCACCUCUGAUGUUUCUUUAAUUUUCUUGUUAAAGUUUAGUUUUCCAGAGCUUUUAUUUUGUAUGAAGCAGACAGCUUCCUGCUCAUCGUUAAACAUUUUAUUUAGUAAAAUACAAAUUUAAUCCAUUUUAUCAGCAAAUUCUGCUCACAAUAAAGCAUAAAACCCAGUUUA